ACGCUCUUUGCUCAUACCACCUUCUACCUCUGUAUCUCCUGCCUUUCUUUUAGCUAGCUAGCAUUUUCUCUGUACAAUAAUUAUACCGGAUUUUUGGCCAUGGCAUCAAGCUCGUCUUGGACUCCGAAGCAAAACAAAUUGUUCGAGAAUGCUUUGGCUAUCUAUGACAAGGAUACACCGGACCGCUGGCAUAAUCUAGCUAGGGCUGUUGGAGGUAAAACUAUUGAGGAAGUGAAGAGGCAUUAUGAGUUGCUUGUUGAAGAUGUUAGGGAGAUUGAAGCUGGCCAUGUUCCUUUGCCUAAUUACAAAAAAGCUGGACUCGGCAGCAAAGGCUACUGCAGCUUCGUGGAAGAAGAACAAAGGCUGAAGGGUCUUAAGCUGCAGUGAAGUAUGAAUCUACCAGCACAAUUCAUGCGAUCAAAUAAGGAUCCGAAAUGUUUCAAGUCAUAAAGGGCAGUACAAAACUAUCCGAGAAAAAAAUAAAAUGAAAAGAAGUACGUCCUAAGUGACGAGCAUGGGAUGCAAUUAGAGAUCUCUCGCUUGAGUUUUAUUUUUUCAUUAAAAUAUUAAUAUUUUCUUAUGAUAUGUACCAAUGCUCUUUUCGUGUAAUGGGUUCUUAGUUAUACAUAUAAGUGCUACUAUUUCUAGCUA
Ricinus communis (castor bean) is the source of this 651-nucleotide messenger RNA. Its product is annotated as protein RADIALIS-like 3. NCBI's taxonomy places the organism in Eukaryota, Viridiplantae, Streptophyta, Magnoliopsida, Malpighiales, Euphorbiaceae. The transcript is spliced from 2 exons. Bases 100 to 387 code for a protein of 95 amino acids. The record is from RefSeq and is a predicted model, not a curated record. Gene Ontology annotation, molecular function: DNA-binding transcription factor activity.